UGUCUAUCACUGAUGCGAAAUUGCACUGUUGAAGAUGUAAUGAACAGGUAGUUAGACAUAAGAAUAAUAGACGCAACAUUUCAUCCAUGAAAACAUCUUAUUUUUUGGACUCCGGUAAAAAGUUUACGCGAAUGUUCAGCGACAAUUCCGUGUGGCAAAAUGGAUGCAAUUUCUUUGAUUUUAGUUCCAAUUCUAGUACUGCUGAUAUCUGUGUGGAUUUCAGUUAGAAGAAAAGGAAAUAAUCCUUUACCGGGGCCGCUAGGAUUGCCAUUUGUAGGAUACAUUCCGUUUAUGACUAGCAAACCAUACGUUAAACUUGCAAAAUUGGCGAAGAGGUAUGGACCUGUUUACAGUGUACGACUUGGUGGAAGAGAGAUCAUCAUUCUCACAGACUUCAAGUCGAUCAAAGAAGCUUUUGCCAGCGAUGCUUUCAUGGGACGACCAAAGGACCUUCCUUUUGACCUGUCAGAAACAACCAAAAAAACUGGUGCUUUUCAUGGCAAAGAAUGGAAAGAUCAAAAAGCCUUUGCGUUGCAUAUGCUUCGAGAUCUAGGUUUUGGAAAAACAAAAAUGGAAGAACAUCUGAGGGAAGAAAUCGAAGAUGUUUUAAACCGAAUGGAUGAACUGGUCGGGAAGCCAACCAGAUUGGCAGACAUUUUAUCCCCCAGCGUUACGAACAACAUUGGUUCCUUAUUGUUCGGUAAACGCCGAGAUCACAGUGAUCCAAAACUGACACAGCUCCAGAGCAAUAUCAACGACAUAGGCAGACUAGCAGGCGCAACUACGUGGCAGUUGUUUUUCCCUUGGAUAGGAGCCAUUCUAGGUUAUUUUAAAAUCGGCGACAAAGGCAGACUAAAAAUGGCCAAUCAGUAUUUGCAAGAAUAUGUAGAUGAGGAAAUUAAAGAACAUUUAAAAAGUCUGGAUUCCAACAACAUCCGGGAUUUUAUAGAUGGAUAUUUGUUACAAAUGGAGAAGAAGUCGAAGGAUCCUUCUUCAACAUUUCAUAGAGAUGUGCUGAUAGACGUUGGAAGAGGUUUCUUCGCCGCUGGCAGUGAGACUGCUUGGAUAUCUGUGAAUUGGUUUCUUCUAAUAUGCGCUGCUUUUCCUGAAGUUCAGAAGAAAAUACAUGAGGAGAUUAUGGAAACGUUGGGACAUGAGCGUUUCCCCACCAGAGCAGAUUAUAUGAAUAUGCCCUAUACAGAAGCAAUCAUUAUGGAAAUUAACAGAUGGAUAACCACUAUUCCUUUGAACAUCAUGAGAUCCACACUGGAAGACACUGAACUAAAUGGAUAUUUCAUCCCAAAAGAUUCUUAUGUUUUGGCUGACUUGUGGGCAGUUCAUCAUGACAAAACUCUGUGGGGAAAAGAUGCUGACAUCUUUAAACCAGAACGAUUUUUGAGCGAAGAUGGUAAAAAGGUCAUAAAGCCAGAGUAUUACAUUCCAUUCUCAAUAGGAAAGUGUCAAUGCCCUGGCAAGAUAUUCGCAGAAGUUGAACUAUUCCUCUAUGACGUAGCAAUCUUACAAAGAUUUGAAGUCAGUUUGCCACUUGGUAAGAAAGCUGAUUUGGAAGGAGUGUUAGGAAUUACACUUCAGCCGAAAAGACAAGAACUGAUUCUUAAAAGACGCUAAAAGGAAGAAGUAGAUAUUGAUUAGCAGUGAGGAAUAAUCUUUGAUAAGCGGAGAAUUUUCGACGCAUAAAAUGCAAAAAUCCGCACAUUUUCCAAGAAUUUAUUUCUUAUUUUCAGAAAGGAUAUGUGUAAUUUCUAUGGUAUCAUUUAAAAACAAAUAGGAUGUUCUCGCUUAAUUUUAACAAUUUAAACAUAUACAAACAUCAUAACAUUUCUUCUAUAUUUUGCCAGGAACUUACUUUUUUUGAACUGCUCCUAUUUAGAAUUUAAUCGAGAAAUCAAUAAAACUCUUACUUAGUAGUACAAGUAAACAAUUUCAGUUAAACAAAACGCUAAUCAAUUACAAAUUUUGACACAAAAUUUUCCACAACAAUUUCAUAAAUAUUUUUAUAUUUCAUAAAAUUUUAUUAGUUAGGCAGUUUUUUCAAAAUUUGCAACCUAAAUUUUUGUAAUAAGAGAGCGAAAUGUAUAUUAUGCAUUUACAGAAAAGAACAAAUUGUUAUAGUUUCAAAUAUUGAAUAACACCAAUGGUCGAAAGGUUAAUGGUUCAAUUUGUAUAACAGUCUCAAACUACCUUUUCUUUUGGUGAGU
Molecule: messenger RNA, 2219 nt
Organism: Uloborus diversus
Lineage: Eukaryota; Metazoa; Arthropoda; Arachnida; Araneae; Uloboridae
Product: cytochrome P450 2U1-like
Exons: 8
Coding region: 160-1629 (489 amino acids)
Molecular function (GO): heme binding; monooxygenase activity; iron ion binding
Source: RefSeq, a predicted model, not a curated record